CUGCGCUCCCUAGGUCAUAGAUGGACCCAUGGUGGCUCCCGGAGGCCUAAGUCCAACACGAAACGCCAUCAUGUGCGUUGAUAAAAAUCGGUUGGAGAAUCAGCGCAACUCUAAUAAAAGUGCAAAGAUGCCAGCUCCACAUCACAUUCUCUUACAGCUGCUGAUACGCACAACCGAUCUUCGCCAUACAUUUCAUUCGCCAGGAUUCAGGCAAUCGCAGGCAGCUGACUCCAGUCGACCAACCACGCCGAUUCCCGCGCCUAAAAGCUAUGCUCCUGAAAGAGUGUCUUGCCCUGCACACCUGUCCGUGUCAACUUCCUCCGCCUACCCAUGGCCCGCAAGUUCAGCUGAGCAAGCAUAUGUCUCAUCCAAGACUGCCAAAUCGCUCAAACCAUGGGAAGAUUAUCUGUCAAGGGUCAAUCUGAAAGGCUUCGACGUCAAAGAGUUCUUGAAAAGCUCGACCCACAAUGGCUUAGUUGCUGGUCGAAAUCUCCCAAAUAUCGCGUUCAGUCUCACCGGAGGUGGCAAUCGAGCACUCCUUUAUUCCGCCUCGAUCUUGGAUGCCUUUGACUCCAGGAAUCCUGACGCCAACAAAGCCCGCACAGGUGGUGUACUCCAACUGGCCAAUUUCGCCUCAGGAUUAUCUUCCUCUUCCUGGUUUCUGGCCAGUUGGGGGAAUGCCAACUUCGUCAGAUUCCCUGAACUCGCAGAUCAUGUGUGGCAGUCAGAAUUCUCACAUGAUUACUUCAGUUGGAAUCAAUUGAAGCAUUACAUCCGUCACUAUCGUGAUGCCAGACAAAAGAAAAAGGCCGGUUUUCAUUAUCUGGGGACGGGUACUUUCAAGGAAUCUCUUGUGGAAAUGACCCAAAUAUCGGGAAGAACUUUGACACUAUCAUCAAUGCGAUAUAAAUCUGAAUACGUCCAACAAUCGUUUCCAUUUCCAAUCAUUGUGGCAACGUCUCGCAAGCAAGAAGCGGCUGAUAUGAGGGGGGACAGUCCGAUAUACGAAUUCACGCCGGAAGAUGUUAAUGUAUGGCAUCCCACCCUGAAUGCCACUUUUCCAAUCGAGUAUCUUGGUUCAAAAACCGGCGCGGCUACCAAUAAAGUAACAGAAUGUGUCACCGGAUUCGACAACAUUGGGUUAGUAAGACUUCCCUCUCAGAAUACUAUUCCAAGAUUGACGCUAACAUACAGAGUGGAACUUGAUCAGGGAGCUUCCAGUAACAUUUUUAGCUAUCUGGAUGGGAAAGUAAAAAAGAAAUCAUUUUUGAGUCGAGUAAUGAAGAUGUUUGUGAAAGGGAGAUUUUACGAGGCUUUAGUUCCCAACCCGUUCAUGGGCCAAGGCAAGGGGCCUACUCCAGGACAUGGCUUUCCGGAUGGAGAGAACGAAGAACUCCUCUUGGCUGAUGGGGCGCUGGCCCAAGAAUCGAUGCCUUUGUUCCCGUUCCUGCAACCUUCAAGAAUGGUGGAUGUUAUCAUGGCUGUGGACUCAGCAGUCAAUGGCAAAUCGUUUGACAAUCCGAAUGAGAAAGGCUAUCCCAACGGUACAUCAUUGUAUCGAACUAGUAUGAAGCUAAAACAGAAUGGCUACGGCGGCUAUAAAUUUCCAGAUGUUCCAGAAACCUACCAACAUACAACAUUCACUGACCGGGGCUACAACAGACGACCGACCUUCUUUGGAUGUGACAAAGACGUGCCGCUGGUAGUUUAUCUCCCCAAUCACUUUGUUACAAAGGAGACCGACCAAUCCACCAUGCAGGCCGUUUACAAAAAAGAAGAGAUCAAAGGGUCCUUCGAAAACGGAUUCUACAUCGCCACUCAAACCCACCCAUCGCAAAAUGGAACUGAAUGGCCUGCGUGUUUGGCAUGCGCACUCAUCGAUCGACAGAAUACCAGAAACGGAACCCCAAGAACACCGCAAUGUACAUCUUGUUUCUCCAGUUAUUGCGCUAGUGGCUUUUAAGACAAAAUC
Molecule: messenger RNA, 1972 nt
Organism: Puccinia graminis f. sp. tritici CRL 75-36-700-3
Lineage: Eukaryota; Fungi; Basidiomycota; Pucciniomycetes; Pucciniales; Pucciniaceae
Exons: 14
Coding region: 29-1963 (644 amino acids)
Biological process (GO): glycerophospholipid catabolic process
Cellular component (GO): cytosol
Molecular function (GO): A2-type glycerophospholipase activity
Source: RefSeq, a predicted model, not a curated record